Cryptomeria japonica (Japanese cedar) is the source of this 2519-nucleotide messenger RNA. RefSeq names its product pentatricopeptide repeat-containing protein At3g24000, mitochondrial. The transcript has a single exon. Gene Ontology annotation, biological process: RNA modification. Gene Ontology annotation, molecular function: protein binding; RNA binding. Bases 51 to 2099 code for a protein of 682 amino acids. NCBI's taxonomy places the organism in Eukaryota, Viridiplantae, Streptophyta, Pinopsida, Cupressales, Cupressaceae. The record is from RefSeq and is a predicted model, not a curated record.
UUUGCAAGUAUGUUAAUUUUUUCCACUCUAAGCGCAGAUUCCAAAAAUAAAUGACAGGAUAUCAGCAUCUGCAUUAUUUAUAUGGCAUCAAAAAAACAAAAAUUAAUUACAUUUUCAAGACAACCUAUAAUAAAAUUGAUUGCACUGCGUUUGCCACCGCUGCACUUCGCAUUGCUUUAAAAUCCAAAACUUUAGAAAUUCCCACUGAAGAAUUUCAGGGAAGCCACGAAUCUUCUAGUAUACAUGUUCCACUUGAAGAGGUGCAAAAGAAGGGAGAUGAGGAUAUUUUUCUUAAAAAUUCAUACUCUCAUGGUCAUCUCUUACAAGAUUGCAUCUAUGGUAAAAACCUUGCAAAAGGAAAGAGAACGCAUGCGAACAUGAUUAAAACUUGUUUCGAAGCGGACCAUUUUCUGAGCACGAGGCUAGUCAUUUUUUAUGCUAAGUGUGGUAGUUUAGAAGAUGCACGCCAAGUGUUUGACAAUUUGUCAAAACCAAGUUUAAUGUCGUGGAACACAUUGCUUACAGAAUACUCUCGGCAGGGCUGUGAGGAGGAAACAUUAAGACUUUUUAGACUACUGGGAGGAGUGGAUGGGUGGGCAGAUGACUUUUCUUUUGUUAGUGUUUUGAAGGCUUGUUCUGGUUUGAGGGAGAUUCGAUUUGGGAAGCAAGUUCAUGGUCACAUUGUGAGAAGUGGGCUUGUGUCAAACUCUAUUCUGAUGACAACCCUUGGUGACUUUUAUGCCAAAUGCUCGUGUUUGGAUGAUGCAUGCCAAGUGUUUGAUGAAAUUUCUGUCAGAGAUGUAGUUUCAUGGACUGCUAUAAUUUCAGGAUAUAUGUGGCAAGGUAAUUGUGAAAAAGCAUUGGCUUGUUUUAGCGAAAUGCUGCAGGCUGGCAUAAAACCAAAUACACCCGCCUUUCGCAGUGUAUUUAAGGCAUGUGCUGGUUUGAAAGCCCUGGAGCAGGGCAAGCAGAUUCAUGCCCAGAUGGUGAUAAAUGGAUUAAAUUUGCAUGUGACCUUGGGAAAUGGCCUUGCUGACAUGUAUGCGAAAUGUGGAUGUUUAGAAAAUGCACUCCUUGUGUAUGAGAAGAUGCCUGAAAGGGAUGUGGUCUCAUUUAAUACAAUGAUUUCAGCGUAUACUCUACAAGGGCAUGGUGAGGAAGCAAUUAAGUUAUUUUCUCAAAUGCAACAGACAGGAAUCAGGACAGAUGAGUUCACACUUGCCGGUGCUCUUGGUGCAUGUGCUAAUCUGGCAUCCAUGCAACAAGGAAAGCAGGUCCAUGCCUGCAUAGUUAAAAAAGGAUUUGAGUCGGAUGUUGUAUUAAAGUGCACCCUUGUUGAUACAUAUGCAAAAUGCGGUAGCAUAGACGAAGCCCGACAGGUAUUUGAUUUAGUUCGCCAAAAAGAUGUUGUAUUAUGGACUGUAAUUGUCACUGCAUAUGCGAAACAUGGGUUUGGAGAAGAAGUUAUUGGACUCUUUGAAGAAAUGAAGCGAUUAGGGAUGAAACCUGAUCAUGUCACCUUCUUGGCUGUUAUGACUGCUUGCAGCCAUGCAGGCUUAGUCGAUGAAGGUUGGCACUAUUUUCAUUCUAUGACUCAAGACCAUUGUAUUGUGCCAAGGGCAGGUCAUUAUUCCUGUAUGGUUGACCUCCUUUGCCGCAGUGGGUGUUUGAAUGAGGCACAUGAUUUCAUCCAAAAGAUGCCAAUUAAACCUACUGUUACUGUUUGGGGAGCUUUACUGCGAGCCUGCCAAGACCAUGGCAAUACGGAACUAGGAAAACUUGCAGCAGAACACCUGUUUGAGUUGGAUCCACAAAAUAUUGGGUGUUAUGUGGUAUUGUCAAAUAUUUAUGCCAAUGUUGGCAAGUGGGGGGAUAUAGUUAAUAUGAGGAGAACAAUGAAAGAUAUAGGUACAAAAAAGGAACCUGGAUGCAGCUGGAUUGAGGUCAAGAAUAGUGUGCAUGUAUUUUCUGCAGGAGGUAGUUCACAUUCACAAAUAGAGGAGAUCUAUGCCAUGUUGCAGAAGUUAGCCGGGCAAAUGAAAGAAGCUGGCUAUGUUCCAAACACAAAGAUGAAACUGAGUGACGUGGAGGAACAAUAGAAUCGCAUACAAUCCUACACCUGGAAGAUGCUGGCACUUGAGGUUGUUACUAGCAUACAUCCAUUUAAAAUACCCGAAUGGUCAAGAAACAUCAUUGGCUUGUGAUGUCCAGCAGGGCCGCCCCCACCAAAAAUAAUGUUCUUUUUCAUGAAGGCAUGCAAUCAUAUUGAUGUAUUUCCUUUACUUACAUAAUUCAUGGUUGAUCUCUGUCCUCUAUGUAGCUGGGAAUCCCAUGCGUUAGAGGAAGACAUCAUGACAAUUGUUUACAUUUCCAGUUUUGGUAUGUCGGAAAUGUUAAGGAUUUGAGUUGAUUCUACCAUUGCAAUGGCAUAUAGAACCUUUCGGGGAUUCAUUACUGAUAUUCACUCAUAUUUAUAUUAAUAUGAAUGAGGAAUGGAAAGGAAGUGAUUCAGGGCUUCA